UCACUUUCUUCUAAACUCUUCUAAUUUUCUCGCAUUCGUAUAUUUUUCGUGGCUUUUGUGUUCUUCUCAAUUAUCUUCCAUUUUCUGCGAUCGAUGUUUUUCUUUUAAUCUCAUAUUUUAAAACCAGCAAACAUCACUUUCUUCUAAACUCUUCUGAUUUUCUCGCAUUCGUAUAUUUUUCGUGGCUUUUGUGUUCUUCUCAAUUAUCUUCCAUUUUCUGCGAUCGAUGUUUUUCUUUUAAUCUCAUAUUUUUUGAAAGAUAAUUUCAUGUUUUUGUGGCUCGGUGGCUCCCUAACCACGCUUAUAUAUAGGUCUUAAUUUUCUUCAAUCUUCAUUCGUUAGCCAGUGCUCGACUCAUUCAUCAACAUAUUCUUCGGGAUCAUAUGAUGGAGAAAAACAGUGUGAUUAGUGAAAGCGAAAGCAGGGCAAUUGCAAGCCAAAAGUUGGGGGGUUUAAGCACUUUUCUGAGGAAAUGCUUGUUCAAUGUUGUCUCUGUGGGCCCCAUUCCUGAACACAUAGCCUUCAUCAUGGAUGGAAACAGAAGGUAUGCAAAGAGGAGGAACUUGCCUGUUGGGGAAGGCCACAAAGCCGGAUUUCUAUCUCUCAUGUCGAUUCUCCGGUACUGCUACGAGUUGGGAGUGAAGUAUGUGACAGUCUAUGCCUUCAGCAUUGACAAUUUCAAGAGGCGGCCCGACGAGGUGAAAACUCUGAUGGAUUUGUUGCAGGAGAAGAUUGAAGGGUUGCUAGAGAAAGAAAGCAUUGUAAACCAGUUUGGCAUUCGGGUAUACUUUAUCGGUAACUUGAAGCUUUUGAACGAGUCUGUGAGGGUUGCUGCUGAGAAGGCAAUGAAGGCCACUGCCAAUAAUUCAAAGGCUGUGCUUUUAAUCUGCGUGGCUUAUACUUCUUGUGAUGAGAUUGUCCAUGCUGUUGAAGAAUCCUGCAAUGUGAAAAAGAGCGAAAUUCGAGCACAGAUUAACGGAACAAAGGGUGGCUGCAAUGGUGGUAUGGAUGGAGAAGCGGGGUUUGAUACUAGCGAAGCUUGCAAUGAGAAAGUUGAGGGGGAGGAGAAGGAAAACACAAGGGUUGAACAUGUCGAAAAAGAUGAAGGGGAAUUUCAAGAGAGUGAGAAGCAGCUUCCUGUUGUAAAGGUAGUGGAUGUUGAGAAGCACUUGUACAUGUCAGUGGCACCUGAUCCAGACAUUUUGAUUCGAACUUCAGGUGAGACACGCUUAAGCAAUUUUCUGCUUUGGCAAACUUCUAACUGCCCUUUGUACUCCCCUGCUGCACUGUGGCCGGAUUUGGGUAUGUGGCACUUGGUUUGGGUAAUUCUGAACUUCCAGAGAAACCACUACUAUUUGGAGAAGAAAAGGAAGCAGAUGUAACGAUCAUAACGCCGUGGAGACUUGUAAAUCAUGUGAUCAUGCUUACAAUUCCUCUGGAAGCUUGGAAAUGUUGAACAAACAGCUUAUAUUUUUCAGGAUUCUUGACUUAUAAUAUGUAUAACAGCGUGUCAAUAUUUGGUGAUCUUAAUUAAUAAUAUAUGCUUCUUACUUGCCAAA
Messenger RNA from Pyrus x bretschneideri (Chinese white pear), 1559 nucleotides. Its product is annotated as dehydrodolichyl diphosphate synthase CPT3. Gene Ontology annotation, biological process: polyprenol biosynthetic process. The transcript is spliced from 2 exons. The coding region runs from base 384 to 1382 and encodes 332 amino acids. Lineage: Eukaryota; Viridiplantae; Streptophyta; Magnoliopsida; Rosales; Rosaceae. Gene Ontology annotation, cellular component: endoplasmic reticulum. The record is from RefSeq and is a predicted model, not a curated record.